Molecule: messenger RNA, 2558 nt
Organism: Pleuronectes platessa (European plaice)
Lineage: Eukaryota; Metazoa; Chordata; Actinopteri; Pleuronectiformes; Pleuronectidae
Gene: dpagt1
Product: dolichyl-phosphate (UDP-N-acetylglucosamine) N-acetylglucosaminephosphotransferase 1 (GlcNAc-1-P transferase)
Exons: 9
Coding region: 307-1539 (410 amino acids)
Biological process (GO): protein N-linked glycosylation; dolichol-linked oligosaccharide biosynthetic process
Cellular component (GO): membrane
Molecular function (GO): UDP-N-acetylglucosamine-dolichyl-phosphate N-acetylglucosaminephosphotransferase activity
Source: RefSeq, a predicted model, not a curated record
GCUGAACAGGAAGUGUCGUCACAGGGGAGAGCUUAACAGAGACGUGGAGUUCAGUCACUUGGAGGCGUGUGGACACAAACCACCAUGAACAGCCUGUAAUGAAACUUGCUAUGGAUCUCUACUGGGACCUGUGGACUAAUCUUCCCCUGACAGAGGUGUGUUUUGCUCUGAACAUGGCGCAGUGACAUGUUGUAGCUCCGUGAAGACUCCAGCCGAAGCUCGUGCAUCGAUCGUCUGAAGGUGGGGGGGAAACGUCAGAUUUAGCUGGAAACAUAAACUUGAUCUGUCGGACGCUGACUCGCCAAUAUGCCGGGAAACACGGCACCGGUCCCGGUCGUGCCGCUGGUCAUCAACUGCAUCAUGUCCUUCAUCGGCUGUUUGGCCACAUUGGUACUCAUCCCUGCUUUUAAAGACCACUUCAUCAAAGCCAGGUUGUUCGGAGUAGACCUGAACAAAACAUCAAAAAAGGAAGUCCCAGAGUCGCAAGGAGUCAUCAGUGGGACGGUCUUCCUCAUCAUCCUCUUCUGCUUCAUCCCAGUGCCUUUCCUCAGCUGCUUUGUGGGAGACCAGUGCAUGGGCUUCCCUCACGAUGAGUUUGUGCAGCUGAUUGGUGCCCUGCUGGCCAUCUGCUGCAUGAUCUUCCUGGGCUUUGCCGACGACGUGCUCAACCUGCGCUGGAGACACAAGCUCCUGCUGCCCACCAUUGCCUCGCUGCCGCUGCUCAUGGUCUAUUUCACCAACUUUGGCAACACGGUCAUCGUGGUGCCCAAGCCCUUCAGAUCCCUGCUCGGCCUGAACUUGGAUCUGGGUAUUCUCUACUACGUCUACAUGGGGAUGCUCGCAGUAUUCUGCACGAAUGCCAUCAACAUCCUGGCCGGCAUCAACGGCAUCGAAUCAGGUCAAGCCCUGUUCAUCUCCGGCUCCAUCAUCGUUUUCAACCUGCUGGAGCUCAAUGGAGAUUACCGCGAUGACCACGUUUUCUCCCUCUACUUCAUGAUACCAUUCUUCUUCACCACACUUGCACUUUUUUACCACAACUGGUACCCCUCAUCUGUCUUUGUGGGAGACACUUUCUGCUACUUUGCCGGAAUGACUUUUGCUGUAGUUGGCAUAUUGGGACACUUCAGCAAAACAAUGCUGCUGUUCUUCAUUCCUCAAGUGUUAAACUUUGUCUACUCCUUGCCUCAGCUUUUCCACAUCAUCCCCUGUCCCAGACACCGGCUCCCCAGACUGAAUCGAGACACAGGCAAGCUGGGCAUGAGUUACUCUAAAUUCAAAAGAAAGGAUCUUUCUAGUUUAGGUCUACUCAUAUUAAAGGUGGCCGAGUUAUUGAAACUGCUCGAGGUGCAGAGAGCUGAGGAGGGAGAUGAUGACUUUAUUGAGUGCAACAACAUGACUUUAAUAAAUCUGGUUCUGAAAUUGCUCGGCCCCAUCCAUGAGAGAAAUCUCACGGUCAUCAUGCUCACGAUCCAGGUGAUAGGCAGCGCAGCGGCUUUUGGGAUCCGUUAUCAUCUGGUGCGUCUCUUCUAUGACGUCUAGACCGCUCUGCUGGAAACAUGAGCGAAAUCUGUCUGAGAAAGUUGUUUUGGAACUAUUUAAGAGGCAUCUGCCUUUUUAAUAGGUUCCAUUGUACCUCGCUUUUACUCUGCCUCAGACCGGACCUGCAGGAGGGACUCAAGGUGCAAGGAUCAGUGCUGUGUUUCCCUUUGCCAGAACAUUUUCACAUAAAAGCAUAAACGGCAUCAACCAACAGCUCUACUGUUUAUCAUCCUCGUCUGAGUUUCACUGAUUACAAGCAUGAACAUAUGUCUAGAAUUGUCUUCAAUGUCCUCCCUGAAAGCACAUUUUGUGUACUGGGUUUUUUAGAGGACAGAAGGAACCUGUGAGGAAGAGUCUUGGUCUUCAGGACAGACUCCUGAAAUUUGAUGACUGAAAAAAAAACUAGACGUUUAUGGAGCUAUAAUUGCUCUGAGAAGAUUUUAAUUUAUAUUAAACAUAGUAGUUCAUUGCUUGAAGGUGCUGUUGAAGAAAAAUGGCAUCGGGAAAAUGUACCCAUUCGCGCUUCGUUUUGCUUGACUAUCAACUCAUGCAGCAAAGGCAGUGCAGUGGGAAAGUUGGACGUCUUUUUGAUUGUUGGGUUUUUACCUCCGAACAAACGCACACAGAAUGGUGAAUGUGAAGAAAAGAUAAGACUGUCGGAGUCUGAUGACUGUUGCAUGGAAUUAGGUGGAGGCAGGUAAACAAAGUGGAACAAUAGAAAGGAUAAAUGAGAUUAUUAUCGCUGGUUUGUAAAUUACUAACUAUAUGAAAGGUGAAGGAUGUACUUACUUCAAUAUUUAGAAUUUAUUGAUUUCUACCUUUUUUUUGUUUUAUUUGGUACAUAACUGUAUUUUUUAUGACUGAUAUGCAUAUACCCCCCCAGAAAAAAAGGUUCAGCAUCACCAAUGUGAAGUCAAUUGGCACUGGACUAUUUUGUUUAGGAAUGUAACUUCCUGUGAGAAUCGGUUUACUGUCGGGAUGGAAGGCUCAACUUCAGAAAUAAAAACUGAAAAAAGUAA